GGAGGAUAGUCGAUGACUGUGGAGGUGCUUUCACGAUGGGAGCCAUAGGAGGUGGCAUCUUCCAAGCUAUCAAGGGCUUCAGAAACUCCCCGGUGGGUGUAAACCACCGGCUGCGGGGCAGUUUGACAGCUAUUAGAACAAGAGCUCCCCAGCUAGGAGGUAGCUUUGCUGUCUGGGGAGGACUCUUCUCCAUGAUCGACUGCAGCAUGGUAAGGAUGAGAGGGAAAGAAGAUCCGUGGAACUCGAUCACGAGCGGAGCCCUGACCGGAGCCAUAUUGGCCGCAAGAAAUGGACCUGUUGCCAUGGUUGGAUCUGCUGCCAUGGGAGGGAUUCUCCUAGCUUUAAUCGAAGGAGCUGGUAUUCUGCUAACAAGAUUUGCAUCCACACAGUUCCCAAACGGCCCACAGUUUUCAGAAGACCCUUCCCAGCUGCAGCCCUCUCCGUUCGGCGACUACAGGCAAUACCAGUGAUUAGGCUCCUUCCGAUAGUUCCUCUUGUUACGUGAGCUGUAAUUUCAGUUGCUGGAGGACCAGGACGUGGUGGGUUGCAACGCCAGCGGCAGUCCCGUAUACAAACGAUGCCAAGAGG
Messenger RNA from Tinamus guttatus (white-throated tinamou), 588 nucleotides. NCBI's taxonomy places the organism in Eukaryota, Metazoa, Chordata, Aves, Tinamiformes, Tinamidae. The record is from RefSeq and is a predicted model, not a curated record.